CGCGCCGCCGCCAGUUCCCCGAGCGCCGGCCCGCCCGCCGCCUGCGUCGCGCCCGUCCAGCGCGCAUCGCCCACCUCGUCGCCAGCGCAUUAUCCAUAAUCCCAUUACGAUUUUACGCACGGGACGCUUACGCGAUUAUAAAAUUUUUACACCAAUAGCGAUGUUGCACAGCGCUACUAAACGCCGAGCACUCCGAAUCAAUUCCUGACGCCUAGUUCAGAGCCGCCGAUAUAGGUCGCCCGGUUCGAACCGAGCGAGAUAUUUUUAUGGCCGGUGUGCGGUGCAGACUUACGAAGUUACGAGCGUCUCGGUCGCGUCGCUACUUACAUGAAAUUAUUAUAACGACGUAGAAUCGUAAAACUCAUUCCAUAAACAAUAUCGAGUGAUGUGCAUUGAGCGCAAACGAAUUGGCCUUCAUAGGAUUUUAUGGUUCGGUUAUCGAAGGCAGAUGUGAAUGAAUCGAUGUUGUAUUAGCAUUUAGGCGAAAAUUGUUGACAUUUGUGUAUUGCAUUUGCUAGUAGUUUGUGUGUGAGAGUGAAAAUGCAUCAUCUGUAUCCGUUGGCGAAGGGCGACCCGUUGUGUCCGCUGGGAUUCCACCCUCAGACCCGGUGGCCGACGCGGUGCAAGCGGUGCUUCCGCGAUUACAAAGAGCACGGCGGACGAAAAAAGGAGGAUGAUUUUACUUCUUCCACACCAAGCCUCUCCUCGUGGAACUCGCCAUCAUCACGGACACGUGAAGAUGAUAGCGCAGACGUGGGGAAGGCUACCCGCGGCUGGGCCUCCAGCUCAAAUCUCAGCUCAGAGUCAUCCAAGAAAGACGCCUUCUCCACGGGGUUCAGUAGAACCAGUACAUCGUGGACGUCGACGCCGGACUUGGGGGCUAAUGAAGGCGACACUUCAACCGCUAUUACAGUCAACCUCAAGUUGCCCAAACGUAGAAGUACAGGGCCCCUACCUUCUUUGGACACGGGUCAAAAUACAGAAACGGUGACAGUUCGUCGACCGUCCCCAUCCCCGCCACCACCUGCCGUACACUCCACCGCUGUGAUCACAAUCAAUAAAAACGACUCCCUAGCCGAGCGGGUGCGAAAGAUGCAGUUAAUCAAAGCUCAAAGUAGUUUCGACAAAGAAUCUAGUUUAGAAAAAGAAAGGGAAAGACGAAGUACGUCAAGAAGCAAAGAAGAAGAAAAAUCUACACGACAAAAGGAAGAAAGAAGUAGUGUAAAAGAGGACGUUAACUUUUUAAUGCAGGUAAAAAGCAAUCGCGCCAGUACCAAUUCCAAACCUCCCAAACGUGGAGGCCCUACUACUAAAGAAGAUGCAUCUGACGAUGAAGUUAGCACAGUAGGCACCAACACCACCGACACUGAAACAACUCUUAUCGAUCCCAAUAUUAAGGAUUAUCAGGACCAAAUCGAGAACUUAAAAGGAGAAGUAGACCUUUUAAGGAAACGUUGUGAGCGAGUAGAAAAAGAGAAAAGUGAUAUUUUGUUGAGACGAUUAGCAAACAUCGACACAACAAACAAAUAUUCCACCGGCCGUUCUUCAGAAGUGCUAAAACUACAGCAAAAAGUAAACGAACUGACCGCGCAAAAUGAAGAUCUUAGAGAUGAGAAGAAACAUCUGACUCUAAGAAUAAAGGAAAUUGAGGUUGAACUUGAUUCUCGGCCAUCGAUAGAUGCUCAAACGCGACAAAUAGAACAGCUUAGAGCAAAGUUGUUAGCAGCUGAAACUCUGUGCGAAGAGCUGAUGGACGAGAAUGAAGACAUGAAGAAGGAAUUACGCGACUUGGAAGAAGAAAUCGAAGAGAUGCAAGACAACUUUAGGGAAGAUCAAGCAGAUGAAUAUUCUUCACUGAGGAGAGAAUUGGAGCAAACAAUAAAGAAUUGUAGGGUUUUGUCCUUUAAGUUAAAAAAGACUGAGCGUAGAGCUGAACAGCUUGAGCAAGAGAAAGCUGAUCAGGAGAAAAAGCUUUUAGAGAUAGUAGGCGGCGCAGAGGGUCUUCAGCGUGAAAAUCGCAUCAAGGAACUUGAAAAAGAGGUAGCGCGUUCAAAUGAAGUAGCACUACGUUUGCAACGAGAACUAGCAGAAGCUAACGCCAAACUCGCCACUGCUUCGGGGGCUCCGCCCGCUAAUGUAAAGAAGCAAGCAUUGAGUGAUGGAAAAGUAUCUCGGUCGUCACUGACGCGGGGCGGCAGCCAAGAGGAUCCUGCGCAGCUACUGCGCGACUUGCAAGACUCCCUCGAACGGGAAGCAGAUCUAAGAGAACAACUGCGGAACGCUGAAGAAGAGGCAAGUCGAUACCGACGACGGUUCGCAGGCAAACAGAUUCCACCGCUACCGAAAGAUCCAUCGCCAUCAACGCUUCAUCUCGCUACUAAUCUUGCUGCCAAUGUUGAAGAAGAUAAAUAUAUUAACCAAAUACUAGAAAUGCAACAUGCACUAGAACGAAAUUUAUCCUCUUUAGAUAUAAGUAAAUUGACUGUCGGUAUAAAUCAAACAGUUCAAUCGCCACAAGAUCUUAUAACAUCAUAUUCCGAAGGCUGUCAGACCGAUGUUGUUCUGUAUCACGAAGUAGCUACGGAUACUAAGAAACUGACCCUAGAUUCAUGUUUACUAGUUAAUAUCCCGUGUUCAGAUAUGUAUUCGCAAACAGAGGUUGCCUUUGUUAAAAACAAGAGCAUCCAAACCGAUUUAUUGCUGUUAAAUUCUUACGCGCAAACCAAUAAAAUAAACACGAGAAACACUUUUACACAAUUUAAUAAUAUUCAAAUAGAUAAAUGUAUUCAAAUAAAAAACACGGAGGUAGAACUAAUACAAAAUGAGCACAAAAUAUUUGAUGAAAAAGGUACAUUAACUGAAAUAUCUGGCAUGCUUGUUUCAGAAGACAAAGCAGAAACAAGUACUAAAAAAAUUAGAAAUAAAUCUGAUAGUCCACCUCUUUCCUCUGAUAGGGUUGCAGCAGGCUCUUCAAACCAAAUACAAUUUCCUUUCGCUUUAUUCAAUCCGUUGGCAGCAAGGUUACCCAUUGUAGGUCGAAAGCUAUCUCCAACCCCACCUACAAAUAGACUUGCUAUUGAGGCCCCUAAUGAAAAAGAUGAAGGAAUAUCCGAUGAGGAGGAUCCAGCAGAGUUGAGGCUUCUACUAGAACUUAACGAGCAGGAAGCCGCCGUUUUACGAAAAAAAGUGGAAGAAUUAGAACUUGACAGAGAUUCUCUAAAGAAACAAGUUAAGGAAUUGACAGAAAAAAUUUCCAGUGUCACUACUAAACCGAAUGUCCAUUCCACAGUUAACUUGCGCAAAAAUACUGCAAAGAACAGUAACCUAGCAGAAGAAAAAGUUAAGGUGCUCGAAGAUGAAAUUGCUGAACUAAGGAAAAAGCUCAUAGAAAAGGAAAGGGAUUGUGAAAGAUUACACGCGGAGCUUAGUCUUACUCAAAAGAAACCCAAAGCAUCGCUCAUAAAAAGCAAAUCUUUAGAUGCAAAUGAUCAACAGAACGUAGAUUUAAAACGACAACUUCAAGUAAUAGAGCAGGAAGCAAGUGUACUUAGAGCUAAAACUCAAAGUUUAGAAGCUGACAAUGAAAAAUUACAAGCUGAAAAUAAAAAGUUACAGCUACUCAAAAAUACUAAAACUUUAAGGACAGAGAAAUCAUUUGACCUAAACACAAGUAAAAUAAGCAAACUUGAGACUGAAUUAAAGGACGCACUGACCAAAAUUAAGGAUCUAGAAAAUAACAAAGAUAAGGAAGACAAAUCUGACAAGAAAGUACGAUUUGGUGAGAUGGCUAAAAAGGAUAACGAUACACUUAAAGUAAAACAAGAUGAAUUAGAUAAAUUAAAACUUAGCUUUAAUAAGUUAGAGAAGGAGAAAGCCAAAUUGCAAACCACUUUGAAGGAGUUGAAAGAGGAUGCAAUUAAAAAAUUCAAACCUAGGACGCCUAAAAAGGUGACUGAUAUCACAACAAAAUUACAAAUGAAGAGAAUGGUUGAAGAACUUGAAAAUGAAAUUGGUGAGUUAUACGUAAUCAUGAAGAAUGCAGGGCUUACGUCCCAAGAAAUCAAUGCUAAAGGACAACUAGAGAAAGAUGUUGAAAAUAUUAAAUCAAAACUGUCAAAAAGUGAAACUGAAUUUACAAAUGAGAAGAAUCGCUUACAAAGUGAAAUUGUAAAACUAAAAGACUUGAAUGCUAAAUUAGAAACAGAGAAAAAUACUUUUAUUGAUAAAUGUAAAUCUCUAGAAACUGACCAUAGUAAAGUAGUAUCUGAAUGCAAAUCAUUGACUGAAGAUAAAAACGGCUUAGAAACCCAAAUAGCAAAACUGAAUGCAGAUAUCAAAAAAAAUAAUUCACAACAAACAGCGAUGUCAGACUGUAUGAAGAAAAUUGAAGAUCUAAAGAAGGAAAUGGAUGUCAAAGACAAAGAAAUUGACAAAUUGAAAAAACAAAUAGAUGCGUUAACCAAAACAGAACAGGACAAAAGUAAAUUGCUCAAAGAGGUGGGAGAUAAAACUAAAAAGAUAGGUGAGCUAGAAAAGAAAUUGAAAGAAGCGGAAGACAAGUGCAAGCGAAAUGAAAAAUUACUCGCCACACGUAAAGAUAAAGUUGCCAAAUUAGAAAAAGAGCUUUCUGAAGAAAAAGAACAAGCUGAAGCAUUAGCAAGUUCAAAACGACGAAUGUCUGUUGAAUUUACGAGUGAAAAGGAUGAAAUACAAACAAAGCUUUUUAAAUCUGAAAGUAAAUUAAUUACUUUAGAGUCAGACAUAAAAGAAAUGAAAUCAGAUUAUGAAAAUAAAAUUUCUAACUUGGAAUCUACCAUAGCCGCCAAAGACAAUCAUAUAAAACAACUGGAAGAUGCUCUACGUGAAACAUCUAACCAGAAGUACGACGAAGCACUAUCAUCAGUUGAAAUCGCUCAACUUAAAGAAAAAUAUGAUCGGGUUUCUAAAGAACUUACCGAAAAGUCAGAAGAGUUGAUGUCUGUUAAAACAGAACUCAGUAAUAAUGAAAAGGCUUUAUCCGUUCUUAAAACAGAAGUUGCACAACUUAAGUCUGAUAUAGCUAAAAUUGAAAAUGAGAAAAAGGAUCUAGAAAAUAAAUUGAAAGCUGAGAAAAAAGAAAGCCAUUAUUGGGAACAGAAAGCAUCUGAAUCUGAUACUGAUUUACAGGCUGAAAGAAAAAAAUGCGACCGUAUGCGGGCUAAUCACGACAAAGAUAUUAAGAAUAAAGAAGCAGAACUAGCAACGCUUAAAGGAAAACUUAAAGUUUUAGAACAAACCUCAGGUGCUGGUGCUAAACGAUUAACUGAGCUUAAACAAGAGCACGAGGAGACGGUUAAAAAAUUAGAACAUUCAUUAGCCCUUGAAAAGGCAGAAUAUGAAGAGUUAACAGGUAAAUACGAAUUGUUAGAAGAAGAACAUGUAGUCACAAAAGCAAGGCUUACUGUUGAAAAGGAAAAAGCGCAGAGUGACCUAAUGCUUGUACAAAAUGAGUUAAGUAAAACUUUAGAGGAGCUUAAAACGCUUCAAGACAAUUAUGAAAGUGAAUCAUCGGCUUGGAUUAAGGAGAAGUCUGAAUUACAGAAAGAGAUUUCUUCAUUGCAAGAGCGUUUAUGUGGCGGUGGAUGGGAAGUGGAGCGAGCAAGGCUCACAGCACGUCUUGAUCAGCUUGAACGUGAUCUACGUUCAUCUAAGGAGGCACAUGAUAUGCUUUCACAUCACCACGACGUCGUUAAAAAAGAAUUGGAAGAGGCCCGAAAGAAACUUGAAGAUUAUGAGAAAGUAAGCAAAGUUCAUAGAACACUGACAGCUGAUAAUGUUGUGUUAGAGCGCGAACUUGCAGCGCUGAAUACAAGGUUAGAAGAAGCGGACAAGGCAAGGAAAAACGAAAUAGCUGUAAUUAAAACGCGGUACGAAGCACAGAUGAACACAAUGAGAGACGAACUGAAAUCAUUACAUAACCAGGUGUCGAGAUUCAGGCGAGAGCGAGAUAAUUACAAGCAAAUGUUAGAUUCAGCUCAAAAGUCGAUGAUGGAAACUAAAAAUGGUGACAAAAGAGUACAAAGGAAUUCAAUAUCGAGUACGGAUGAGGAGGAGUACCGAAACAAAGUGGCAAUACUGGAACAACAGCUGGCGUGCGCGGAAGACGAACUGUGCGAAGCCCGCCUUCUUUCAUCCAAGCUUAACACCGAGCUCAUCAGCGAACGAUCCACCGCCGAAGUCCGUCUCGCUGAAAUGCAGUCAAGACUUAAUGAGUACGAGGAGGAAAGACUGCUGUCAUCUGGGCGAGCGCGCGUGGCCGGGCUCGCGACGCGCAUGGAGCUGGCGUGGCACAAGGAGCGCGACGAGCAGCAGCGCCUGCUGCACGAAACCUCCACGCUCGCCAGGGAUCUGAGACAAACACUCUUCGAGGUAGAACGAGAAAGAGAAAAAGAGAGACUAGAUAUGAAGAGAAGAAUAGAUCAGCUAAAGAGAACUACUGAGGAAGAAACAGAAGAAGCUAAGAAAAAAGUGACAGAGUUACAAUGCGAUCUGUUGGAACUAAGGGACGCGCACGCCAAGCUGCGCACGGCCAACGAGAAACUUCGCCGCGACAAGGAGCGUCACGACCGCGACCGCGACCAGAAUAAGAUGCUUGUUGUCUCACUCAAACGCGCACAGCAGGAAGACGAUAGAGUGAUAACGCAACUGUUGGAAACAAUCGAUGAUCUAAUGAAGCAGAGUCCAGACCUGUUCCCAAAUGAGCCGCCCGUCAAGCCAGAGAAGAGCCUAAUGACUCCAACACCGCCGAGACGUAAUAGGUCAUCGAAAUCCCGCUCCCGUUCGGCGACGCCAGAGAACAUGGAGGCGCGCGCGGCGAGCGACGCCGCCGCCACGGCCGCGCGGCUGCGGCGCCUCACCGACGAGCUGCGCGCCUCGCGCAUCGCCGAGCGCCAGCGCAGGCAGCAGGCUAACCCCAGACGCGCAAUGUCUACGGAACCGCGUGACACGCUCUCCGUAACGCCAGCCUCUCGGACGCCUUCCCGCGUGCCAUCGCUGAAGAAACGAUCCAUAUCGCUUGAACAAACUACUAAGGAACAGAGCGCAAUUUGGAAAUCGGUGGACGAUAGCAGCGUCUCGUCGAUGCAGUCUUUAGAUGGCGAUUCAGAUAUGCGUCUGUUCACUAUGCAACGCGACGCGAGUCUGGACAGUCGAUUAUCUGGUGGAUCUGCCCAAAGUGACGUUUUGCCUUCGGAGAAGAAGAAAAAAAAGGGGCUCUUCGGCAAACUGAAGAAUCUUACCAAAUCGCGCUCCAUAGACGACCACGUUGACUCAGAUGUCGUAGACUUCAGACCUAUUGGCACUGUUUCACAGGGCUCAGAUUCUGAUAUGAGCGCAGCUGGCAGCAAACGUGAUCUGCGCGGCCGACUGUCUGGCAUGUUCAGCAGAAAGCAAGUGAGCCGGGGUAAUAGCAAAGAGCUGAGUCCAGAGCGGCCGGCCAGCGCUGCCAGCAGUACCGCGGGGGCGAGCGGCACGAAGCCUAUAUUGCGUAAUGCCAGCGCCACCACGCUGCCCGCUAAACUGAAUGAAUCUCCCAGCUCAAGGGCAUCGAGUGUCACGCCCGCCACGAAGAGGAAAGGGAAAUAAUUGAAGAUAUAAUAUAAUUUUUCGCUUUUUAUUGUAUUUAUCCAACCUAUGAAUAUUCCACAUAGCAUGUAAUAUCACAAUACAUAUCGGAUAGAGCUAUCAAAAAAACAUCUAAUAAACAAUUUCCGUCUGUAUUCUGCCAUAGUCCAUGGCGACUUUCUGUGGCAAUCGACUACCGCUAUUUGUGAGUGUGUGACUGCAUCGCCAUCAGUCGCCAGUCGCAUUCGAAACGCGCUAGAGAAGCGAUACAAUACACAUAGCUGGAUCGAAGUCAUCGCACUGCAUCACACUAGGGCUGAGAAGAUAGAGCGCGAUGUGACUUUGCUCACACUUAAGUUUCAGUUAAAAUGAGAUAUGCAUAUAGGAUGUAGCCAGAACGCCAGCAAAAACCUAGCGUUAUAUUAUACUAUACUUUAACACAAUCCAAUGCCAAUAACCAUUUGCCUUAUCUUGUAGUUUUAGUGAUUUAGUAUUUUUCAAACCCGCAUUGUAAAGCAUGCAGAACUCGGGUCAAUGCCGCGUCGUAGGUGGGAUAUUGACCCACUAAAUAGAUGACUUCGAGUGGCCUAUUUACGGAACGUUCGUUGACCUCUAGCAUCAGUCAGAUGUUUUAUUUGCAAUACAUUGUGAUCUUCAAAAAGAUACAGGAUUUUAAAAUUUUUAUUUCGUAGUUUUUUUCAUGGUACCUUAUCAGUAAUCAUCACUACUAUCACCUGUCUUCGUUUUUGCUAGCGUUCUGGUUACACCCAGUAUAUCAGCGAUAGGUGUGCAGUGUCUUAAAACUGACCUUUUUACGACCGAUAGAUACUGUCGCCAUGGACUAUAGCCCUUAAAUGUAACGUUCCUAAUGAUGCUACCCGGACUAUUCAAGUAUUCUCCCUAGCUUUUCUCCGUCAGCAAAAAUGUUUAAAUAUAUGUAACUAUUAUAAUAUAUAACUGUUGAAUAAUAUUGUGUCUCAUUUCAUUACAAUUUUUACAGCGUGAACGUGAGUAUGUAUAAAAAAAAGUAAAAGAAACCUCGUGAUGAUUCGCGAAAUAUACAGCUGAUAACUUACUGCAAAAAACGCUAAAGUCGUACAACGCGAACGCAGUGCAUUUCCCGUUACUGAAAGGAAGUGUCUAGAAAGCCACAAAC
Messenger RNA from Maniola jurtina (meadow brown), 8758 nucleotides. Its product is annotated as putative WEB family protein At1g65010, chloroplastic. The coding region runs from base 541 to 7623 and encodes 2360 amino acids. Lineage: Eukaryota; Metazoa; Arthropoda; Insecta; Lepidoptera; Nymphalidae. The record is from RefSeq and is a predicted model, not a curated record. The transcript is spliced from 41 exons.